Molecule: messenger RNA, 11822 nt
Organism: Triplophysa dalaica
Lineage: Eukaryota; Metazoa; Chordata; Actinopteri; Cypriniformes; Nemacheilidae
Gene: syngap1a
Product: synaptic Ras GTPase activating protein 1a
Exons: 18
Coding region: 4618-8316 (1232 amino acids)
Biological process (GO): negative regulation of Ras protein signal transduction; regulation of GTPase activity
Source: RefSeq, a predicted model, not a curated record
CAGUUUGUACAGUAUACAACUCAUUACACCUAUGGACUGUCCACACGGAGAUAAUGAAACAUACAUGUGUGUGUGUGUGUGUAAUGAGAGUUUAGUUGGUGUGUCUGCAGUCGUCCGUGCUAAUAUUUUUAUUCCCAACACACAGUUAGAAGAGUUAAAGACGGCCCACACAGAAUCUGCAGUGUUUUGGCAUGUGCCGCUUGUUGGGUGGGUGGGAAUGUUAUGGAAUAGUGUGUUUGUUUGAACAGAUUAUAUGUUUUUUCUGCAGCUGUGAUUUGUGUUGUAAGUGUCACCAAAUUAUGCCAAAUUAUUUCUAUGCGGUUGCAUAUGCAUGUUUAUAUAUGUGACAUAUCACCAUUAUCAGUGUUUCCACCAUCUUGAAAAUGUCACGCUGACGUAUGAAUUAUCUAUUGGUGAGUGUGACCACAGCUGUUUUCUUCUCAUCACAGUGAUGAAAGGGUGUUGUUGUUCUUUCUCAUUAUUUAAUAAUUGUACAGUUUUUAAUGCAAUUGGCUGCCGUGCACACAUUCAGAGGAGAGGAAGGUCUAAACCCUGCCCAAAUUCACUGUGAUUGGUCACAUAUGUUGUGUCGUAUGAUGUUUAUAUGAUCAAGUUGGUGUCUGAGAUAUUAUUUCCUGACUGGAGAUCAGCUCCUGAACAGCACAUGUCAUGUGUGUUUGUCUUCAUACUCAAUAGUCAAAAGCUUUUACUUCAGAGUCAUGAAGUGUUUGCUUGUUGUUCACAUGAAAGAGAAAGUUUGAUUGACAGCAGUUGUACCACAAAAUGAAUCUACACAUUUGAUUGGUUAGUUGUUUGUUAGGGGUGAUCUGACACGGCUGAAAUGGAUAUUAUGGUUUGUUUUAGAUGUGAUGUAAUGUGUAUACAGGAUUUAAGAUGUAUUUUCCACACACCGUGCAUGUUUGUAUCUCCUCUUUGCUCCGCCUAUCAUGGCUCUGAAAAGCGUGGUGUGGUGUGAUUGGCCAGUUCACCAGUGUGUAGUGAUUGGUGGAAUACUGCAAGCUUGUGAGGGAAAUGUAACGCCUCUGACCAUAUUUGUAACAUCAGGUUCCUCUUCAACUGUACCGACAGGUACACCACCUUACUUGAGUAUACAUUUGGGCCCUCUUGGUCAAAUCAGACCACCAACUGAUGUAGAUUUGAGGGGGUGUGGUUACACCAGGUGUUUCAUUACUUUUAUAUAGAAUGCAUCUUUUGUUCCACACUUUCAUUUCUGCUAUUUGACGUGUCUAAUACACGCAUGAACAACUUAUAACAUACCAAACACACAGAAAAACACAUGUUUGUCUAUAUGACCCCUUACACUUUGAAAGAUGUGAGCAUAAAGAUAACCUCAAAGCUAAUCUGUAGAACUGAUGUAGAUGUUGAUCACAGCGAUGUGUGGAGCUUCAGUUUGUCAGUCUUCAUGUGUGAAGCCCGUGAGCUGCUGCUUCUCAAACCCACCCACACUGAGACCCUUCCUAAAGCCUACAUCUGUGUGUGUGUGUGAUGCUUUCAGCUAUUCCCACCCACACACACACACACACUUCAGCUUGACAUCGCAUUAACAUCUAAAGAUGCGUUCGGUGUGUGUGUUAUAUUCAAAACAUGAACACACUGGAAUUGAAAGUGUCAUUUAUAAUCAGAGUUUUUCUGACUAAUGAAAGUCGUUCUGCCGCUGUCUCUAUGAAGCUGCCUGUGUGCUGAGCUCUGCGUAUCAUUUUUGCUUAAAUGGAGGCAGUUUCCAUGACGACCAAACAAAGACCUCGAAUUGAAAAGAAAACUUACUUAAGAAACAGAAAGACACACGUCCGCAUGAGACAGACACAUGUGACACAUGUUGACUGUGUUACCUCUUAACAAAAGAUCCUAAUAUUGACCUCCAGAUGACCCUUGUGUCAUACAGCCCCUAGAGAGUCACCGCAGAAGAAAAAAAUCAACAUUAAACAUGAUGGUUUACAGGAAAAUGUGUUAAAUUGUCAUGAUUUGUUUGUAUAAAUAGACGUUUUGUUUUUGUUUGACAGUUUGACAGAUGAUGGUUGUGUGUUUCUAACUUCUUCUGCUUGUCUGUCUGCAGGGCUUACACAUUUGUGUCAUAUGUUUGUGUGGUUUUGUCAUUUGUGCGGCUGGAAUCAGAUCUUUCACAGAUGAAUUACACUGAUGUCUUUAGACACCAAAGCUGAAAUUCUCUGAACUAUUUCAAUCCUGUCGGUCUGUCCACAUAUCUGCAGACACACGUGUGUUUUUGAACGCUCUUUAUCAUUUGUGAUGUCACACAGUGCAGAUAUAGUUCAUACGGCUGUUCAGUCAUGCUUGAAAAACAAUAAUACAUGUGGAACGACAUGAGUGACAUUCUGAAAAAGGGCUGUCAUGACAUAUUGACAAUUAUUGCCAUUACAUUGACAUUGUGUUACACACUACACAUAUGAUAAAAAUUGGGUGUCAGUAUCUGAUAGUAGCUGGUGGUUUUACAUCCAUGUAACAGUUCACAUCCGUCUCACAAACCACUUGGAGACGCAUGGAUGAAGUUGGCAGGCGAACUAUACGGAGGUCUCUAUGAGUGUUUGAAUGAAGUUCUACACGCAGGUUCAGAAGGAGCCAAGUUUGUUUUCUGUUAUAAUCUAUUAAAGGCGGGGUGUCCGAUAUCUCUUAGCCGUUGUUGAUGUUCAUAUCACUAAAACAGACGCACCACUACCCCAGGUUGACCAUAUGAGCCAUUUCUCCUUGCGAGGAUUUGGAUGCAUCUUCCAGGAGUCUCAUUUGUCGACCGCAUACGUCAUCAAGGUUUAUUAUUUCAGGUUUUAUUUUAUAAAGGCAGCCGUAAUAUUUCAAGGUAAGAAUGACUCCAAUGAUUAUAGGUCUUAAGCAAUGUUUAAUGUAAAUUUUGAAAUGUGAGAACCUCGAUGGCGUAUGUGGUUGACAAAUGCGACUCCCAGAAGACGCUUUCUUGACAGGAUUCUGAUGCAUCUUCCGGGAGUCGCUGGCUCAUGUGGUUACCCUACCCUACCCCAAUUUUCGCUUUCGUCAGCUCUCGGCUCGACUAAUGUCCAUCCUGUGCACUGUGCACCUUACUGCACAUUGGCUACAGGUUGUUUUUGUACUCGGCCGACUUUGUCUAAAUAAGCGUAAAUCGAAGUCAGAAACCUUGCCUUUAAGAUCGAAUGGGCAUUACAAUUACUGCAGACAGAUGUAAAGCAGAUAAACACAGUCCAUAUCAUGGGGAAUUUCAGGGUUUUUCUUGGAUAGAGAAAUUGUACAAAAUUAUGUUGGGUCGGGUGUCCUUGAAAGAAAUGCUGCGCGCAACAGACUGUCAUUGGCAACUGCAGUUGCGGCGUUACGCCACAUUGAUGGCGCUGUUUCCUUAUCAGCAAACUGAGGCGCUAAAAAGAGUUGCAGAACAAGAGCUGGCUGUGUUUCACGGCUUUUUUUGUUUGUUUUGCAUCAAAGUACGUUUCAUUUCUUGAAAUUUCUUAAAUGAACAUGACGUACAUCAUUGUAAUGUCUUCAGUUUUGCAGUUGGAUCGUUGAAUCAGCGAACAGAACGACUCGCACACGAAUGACUCAUUUGAACCGAUUCAUUUAAACGAAUAUAAGAGAUCACUGAAUCAUUUAAAGUGAACCACAGAGAAUGAAAGAUGUGAAUGAGCUCAAUUAGUAAGACGGGUUAAUUCAGUUAACUUUUUUGAACUGAAAGUACAUUUUUUGAAAAUUAUAAAAAAGCUUUGUUUGAAUAUAAGUAUUGUUUAAUAUAACUUAAUAAUUGUCGUUUUCAUCUAAUUUUAUUAGAACUUUUAGUAUGUCGAAGUCACUUAAAGGAACGGUUGGCCUACGUGUGUGUGUGUGUACAAGAUCAGGAUGACACCUCCUCCACCAGGAAAAACCCUGUGAAUAUUCAGACUGUCUUGAUCAGUUGAAGAGCACUUUCAGAUUCAGAACAUCAUCUGAGAGGGAGAUUUUAUUGUAAUUGUAGAUGAUCAUAUUAUUUCAUGAUUUUCAAAGGCAGUGUUUGUGAUUGAAGACUCUUUAAACAGCUUCAAGACUGAAGAAGAGAAUAGAACCGGCUCCUCUACCCCGAGAUUCAUUGUGUCUUUAACGGCUGGAUAUUUUAAAUGAACUCCAGUUAAAUAAACGUAUGUAAUCCUGUCAGUGUGGUCUCGUUCAUUCUUUUCUACUUCUGCUUUUCUUAAGUUUGGUUAAUGUGAUACACCGUCUGUGACUGACAGACCCUUCACACGUCACACAGCUUUAUCUCAGCGCUCUUUGAAUCAGUUUGUGAGUGACAGUGACUGACAUCUGUUUGUUUGAUGGAAGACGUCUUCACAGUCAUCAGGCUGCUAGUGUGUGUUUAUGAGAUCAUGUGAUCAGUCCGGCUGUAUGACAUCAGUAACACAUACACACACACACAGAACAUCUGUUGUACACACAUUCUCUGUUUAUACACACAGCUGCUUCAGCGGGACUGUUUUGAUCUCAUCUUUCCUUCACAUGUGGAUUGUGUGGAUCCAGACCUUCACACGAUGGAUAAGAUCUCCAGGUUUUGUGAGGAUCAGUGGGUGGAGAUAGCUUUCUGAGCACGCUCGUGCUCGCAGGAAGAGCUUUGCCACAUCGCGGCAGAGAAGCAUGGAAACUCCGCCCACUGCACCUACCCAACCAUUCCGACAACCUAGUUUUCUCAGCCGCCGUCUGAAAGGAUCCAUUAAAAGAGCAAAAAGUCAACCCAAACUCGACCGCACCGGCAGCUUCCGACACAUGAUUCUCCCACGGUUCCGCAGUGCUGACCAGGAGAGGACGCGUCUCAUGCAGAGUUUUAAGGAGUCUCACUCUCAUGAGUCCCUGCUCUCUCCGAGCAGCGCGGCCGAGGCGCUGGACCUCACGCUGGACGAGGACGCCAUCAUCAAACCCGUUCACUCCAGUAUACUCGGUCAGGAGUACUGCUUCGAGGUGACGACCGCAUCCGGGACGAAAUGUUUCGCGUGUCGUUCUGCAGCCGAGAGAGACAAAUGGAUCGAGAAUCUGCAGCGAGCCGUGAAACCGAACAAGGACAACAGUCGGCGUGUUGAUAAUGUGCUGAAGUUGUGGAUCAUCGAGGCCAGAGAUCUCCCGGCUAAGAAGCGCUAUUACUGCGAGCUGUGUCUGGACGACAUGCUGUACGCUCGGACCACCAGCAAACCACGAACAGACACUGUGUUCUGGGGCGAACACUUUGAGUUUAAUAACCUGCCCGCCAUCCGCAGUCUGAGAUUACACCUGUACAAAGAAACCGACAAGAAGAGACGAAAGGAGAAGAGCACUUAUCUGGGUCUGGUGAGCAUCCCCAUCUCCAGCAUCACAGGCCGUCAGUUCGUGGAGCAGUGGUAUCCCGUCAUUCAGCCCAGCGUUCUGGCCAAAGGGGGGGGAGUCGGCAGCGGGAAGAUCAUCAACGCCUCGCUGCGCCUCAAAUCUCGCUACCAGACCAUGAACAUUCUGCCCAUGGAGCUGUACAAAGAGUUCGCCGAGUACGUCACCAAUAACUACAGGACGCUGUGCGGAGUUCUGGAGCCUCUGCUGAGCGUCAAGAGUAAAGAGGAGGUGGCGUGUGCCCUGGUGCACAUCCUGCAGAGCACAGGAAAAGCUAAGGACUUCCUGUCUGACAUGGCCAUGAGCGAGGUGGAUCGGUUUAUGGACCGUGAACAUCUGAUCUUUAGAGAGAACACGCUGGCCACUAAAGCCAUCGAGGAGUUCCUGAAGCUCAUAGCACAUCGCUAUCUCAAAGACACCAUCGGUGAGUUCAUUCGAGCGCUGUAUGAGUCUGAGGAGAACUGUGAGGUGGAUCCCAUGAGAACUCCUCCGUCAGUGCUAGCCGAUCAUCAGGCUAAUCUGCGCAUGUGCUGCGAGCUGGCGCUCUGCAAGAUCAUCAACUCUCAUUGUGUGUUUCCUCGGGAACUGAAGGAAGUUUUUGCGUCGUGGCGCGUGCGGUGCGCUGAACGUGGUCGAGAGGAUAUUGCAGAUCGUCUCAUCAGCUCGUCUCUCUUCCUGCGCUUCCUGUGUCCUGCCAUCAUGUCUCCAUCUCUCUUUAAUCUGACGCAGGAGUAUCCGUCUGAACGCACCUCACGAACACUCACUCUCAUCGCCAAGGUGGUGCAGAACCUGGCCAGCUUCUCAAAGUUUAGUGGUAAGGAGGAUUAUAUGUGCUUCAUGAAUGAAUUUCUGGAGAUGGAGUGGGGCUCCAUGCAGCAGUUUCUCUAUGAGAUCUCAAAUCUGGAGUGUGUGAGUAACGCAGGAGCGUUCGAGGGUUAUAUUGAUCUGGGCAGAGAGCUUUCUAUCCUGCACAGUUUACUCUGGGAGGUCAUGGCACAGCUCAGUAAGGUACGCACAUCAUUCACACCAUCAGCUCUACAUUCAUCCACAUCAUCUGUCACCAUGUCCAGUCAUCUUCUUCUGUUGCUUCAGGAUGCCAUAUUAAAACUGGGGCCGUUGCCACGGUUACUGAAUGACAUCAGCGUGGCGCUGCGAAACCCUCAGCUGCACCGUCAGGCCAGUCACCAGCCGCCCGAACGUCACCUGUCACGACCUACCUUCAGUCGCCUCGCCACCAAUGACUUCCAGAGUCUCAUGAUGAGAGAUCUAAACAGCUCUAUAGACAUCUCUCGUCUCCCCUCUCCUACGGCGGGAUUGUCCGGCAGUGGUGUUCUCUCUCAUCCCGGCAUGGCUGCUUUCUCUGAACGGGAUCACCGUGGCAACAAAGAUGUGUUUUAUGUCACCCGCCCUCCUCUUGCACGCUCAAGCCCCGCCUACUGUACUAGCAGCUCUGACAUCACUGACCCCGACCCAAAGGACUCGCGCAUAAACAGCGUCUCAAAUCUGCACUCCGUCAACGAUCUGCUCAACUCAUCUCAGGGCUCUCUCGCCGGACUGGCCGGCUACGGUCCGCUGGGCGGCGCUCCUCUCAGGGCCGGAGGUCGCGUGUCGGCAGGUUCGGGCGGCUCCAGCAUGUCGGGCGGUUUGCGUCUGAGUCACUCGGGAGGCCUGACGACGGACUCGCUGUCCCAGCAGCAGCAGCAGCAGGCGGCUGCCAUGCACGUGCCAUUGUCCUUCCAGAACCCUCUGUUCCACCUGGCUUCCGACGGGCCGCAGUACCACACGCCGCCACACGUCAACUCCGCCGCCCCACCCCCUCUGCUGCUGGCUCCCGAGCCGGAGAACGGUCACGCAGGAUUCGGCGUGCCGUCGUUCGGCCACAGCGGCUUCUCUCGGAGCGAAGACCUGUCGGCCCUGCGGACGCAGAACAGUCUGGUGCAGCCCAACAUCGUCCACUCGCACAGCUACAGCGACGACUUCACACGCCACAACCAGGCCGACUACGCCCGCAGACAGCUGUCGCUGCAGGUGCAGGAGAAUCUUCAGCAGCAGGUUUUAAUGGGCAUGACCCCACAGACGGCCACAGGCAGCGGCACGCCCACCUCUCUGGCCACACCUCCCACCACCAUUCAUCCCGUCCGUCAGGCCUCCAUGGGACAGCCUCCCUCUCAGCGCGUGAGACCCCAGCCCUCCCACCAGCUGUCGGUCAGCUCGGCCGCGAACGCCACGCCCCCCAAAGCCCGUCCUCAGAGCGGGAACCUGCUCCAGUCGCCCGACUCCAGUUUCGGGGGGAGGCAGUUGCCGAGGCAGCAGUUGUCGGUGAAGGAUAGCCCCGCCCCCGGGCUGCCGCAUCAGUCCAGCACGGCCACUGAGAACGCCACGCCUCAGGGGGGAGCCAAUGAGAACGCAGAAAACGCCCAGAGUAACCAACAGGCCAAACCCGCGCAACAGAGCAACCCUCAACAUCAACUCAAGCCCACCCCCAACAAACAGGGCUCCAAAUCUCCGUCCACCCUCAAUCCCCCCACAGCUGCUUCCGAGCGUACGGUGGCCUGGGUCUCUAACAUGCCACAUCUGUCUGCAGACAUCGAGAGUCUCCGCGUGGACCGGGAGGAAUUUAAACUGAAAGAACACUCCAAGAGCAUGGACGAGUCUCGUCUGGACCGGGUGCGUGAAUAUGAGGAGGAGAUUUACUCUCUGAAGGAGCGUCUGAUGAUGUCACACCGUAAGCUGGAGGAGUACGAGCGGCGUCUGCAGUCGCAGGAACAUCAGACCAGUAAAAUCCUGCUGCAGUAUCAGAGUCGUCUGGACGACAGCGAGCGGCGUCUGCACAUGCAACAGAUGGAGAAAGACACGCAGAUCAAAGGCAUCAUCAACAGGUUGAUGGCAGUCGAGGGAGAACUGAGAGGAAGCGGCAUGCCAGACCUCAAGAGCAGAAUAUUUACAGAACAGCCCAUUUAUGGUGCCCAUUCUGGAACUUGAUUGGUCCGUGGUCAUGUGAUUGGCCUAAACAACAACCCAGGACUGUCCGUUGAUUGGCUGAGAGAGAAGAGAGAGAGGCAGAACUUGAUCAGAAAGAACAACUCCAGCUCUAGGAUAUCUCUCUCUCUCUCUCUCUCUCUCUCUCUCUCUCUAUCACACACACACACACACACACACACACACACACACACUGGGAGUAUCUCUAUAUGUGUAUUUAUAUCUGUGAUAGAUAUAUCAACAUAUAUUUAGCAGAUGUGUCUCAUUUUCAUCUGAAGUUUUGAGCCAAAUGGACGACAAUCAACAUUAUGAGGCCGAUACAAUCACACACUGACCGCACAACAGACAGACAGAUUGAGAGAGAGAGACUUUAUUCUAUCUCUCUCUCUCUCUCUCUGCCUGUCUGUCUAUAUGUGUGUGUGUGUGUGUGUGUUUCGAUAAGUCGCAGCCUCAACUUCCUAAUAAUGACUCAAUAACAAUCUUAUUUUUUUCUUAUGUUAUUUUGAGCGGGUUCAUUUUGUUCUGAGCCAAUGAGACGAUGUCACAGUGCUCAGAACCCCGCCUCUUCCUGUCCUGAGAAGGGGGCGGGCUCUCCUCUCCAUGCCUACAGAGCUCAGAGACUCGGGACGAGCGAGUCAGACACUCUGUUUAUAUCACGAUCUCAUCUGUGAGAGGAAAGUUUCCACAGCUCUCAGUGUGACAGUGAACAGACCUGAACCACAGAUGAGCAGUGAGCGACACAACAGACUCUCUCUCUCUCUCUCUCUGUGUGUGUGUUGUGUUGAGAUUGUUGGCAUCAGUAUUCAGGUGAUUUUAUGAGUGUGUGUGUGUUUAGUGAUGACGCCGUGACGCUAUGUGACAAAGCAAUCAAACCUCUUCCACAUCAACGCAAGUUUCUGUCCUAAACACCAUCACAACAGCGAUGUUGCACUGAAAUGUCUCCUCGUGUGAUUAAACAUCAGAUGUGUGAGGAGAGACGUUUAGAAUGAGAAGUCCCUUCAGUAACACAAGAAUACCCAUAAUAAUCACACGAGUAUGUUUUUAGCUGCCGGUUCAAGAGCUCUUCUGAUUGGCUGAUGUGUUCUCAUCUGUGGUUUGAGGAGAGAAAUGUGCUUGUGUCACGGCUGGGUUAGACACUGAAUUCACGAGUGAAACGCUGCAACACAAAGCAUCUCAAAUGUUAAAUAAAGUCACAAAUGAUGUAGAAACACGCAACAGUUCUGUUCUAGACCCCAGUGUGCUGACUACAUCACAUACAGAUUAUAACACAUCUCUCUGAUUUCACCUCAUUAUUCACCUCAAAUCCUCCGUUUAAAAAAUAUUUGUUUUCUCAUAAAAAAUUUGAGUAUUAAAAAUAGAAAUGAGUAUGUUGGCACAGUUAUAUGUUUUUGAUCACUUUCAGAUGCAGUGCUCGAAUUGAACCAAGCACCGCCUUUUUUUUGGGUGGGGGUUAGUCUGGCAAUGUACAAUUUAUACAAAAUACACAAUAUAUUUGAUAAUAAUAUGCAUAACUAUAUACUGUUUAUUAAAAACAGGCUUACAUAAAAGAAUAGGCUUCUUUUACUAUACUUUGGAUCAAAUCAAUCCAGAAAUGACUUUUGAACAGUAGUUCACGUCCAACAGAAUAAUUCUAGCAUUAUAUACCAAUGUAGUUUUUUCUAUUUUCCCUAAAACACUUUGAGAUAGUACUGUGUGUUCCAAAAGACUUGUUUAAUGCAAGAAACUAGUUUAUUAGAUAAUAAAAUAUAAAAUAUCGCAAGACCGGCCUUCUGUCUGUGUGUUGUGGGGAAGCUUCCUCUGCCCGACUGCGAGUGGAGGUUUAUUGUUCACCUGAGCGACGUCAAUCAAGCAGUCAUGUGGUUGACGUGGGGCGGGCGUUUCAAAUUGAAAGAGACAUGACAACUAGCCCAUAAACAAACUUAAUAUAAAUUAUUGUAAAUAAUUAAUUCACAAAAUUUACCAUAUCAACUGCAUGGAUUUAAUCACAUUUGUCAUUAUAAGUUUUACUCAAAUACAAAUAUCAGAGGGACCCCCCAAAGUCUAUCUUUUACUUGUUAUGGGGGCCCCUGAUGCCUUAUGGGGUCCCGGAUCCCCCCGGCCACCUUCAAUUCGAGCACCGGAUGAAAGGAUUUGUAAGCUCCCAGAGAUAUUUCAGUCUGUUGGUGUUUAUAAAUAGUGGACAGUUUUAGUUUCUCAGUGAGUUUGUGAUGUGGUCAGUGAAUGAAGUUUCAGAAACAAACGUUACGUGCCUCCCAAACUUAACUUCUGUUAGACCUCCACAAAGAAUCAAUAUCUGUUGAGUAGUGAAUUGAAUUUAAAUCAAUUAAUGUACAUUGAAUAUAAAUUAAAUUGUUAUAUCAUAACCAAACAUAGACCGGAGGUUACCUUUGGCUCAGGUGAGUGUGUGCAUCUGAUGAAACAGUCAAUAUGGUCGGGUUUGGAACAGAACGCACACACACACAUGCACGCAUAUCCACAUACCUACACACACACACACACACUGAGGCUGUCUGCUGGUUUCUGUACAUAGAUUUCAGAUUUAAUGAUUGAAGGUUUCUCUCAUUUUUAGUCGCUUGAUUUUUUUUCUCUUUUCUCGAUGUUUGAUGGAUGAUAAUCAUAUACACCAGUAGCUGCUUUGCUGGGGCUUAAGUCACUUACUUUGUAUUUAUUUUUUGUUGAUAGUAUUACUUUUGUCUGCAUUUCAGGUAAUAAUAGUUCUGAGAAAAUAAUAAUGAAUAGUGUUUCUGUGCCUACAGUCCCAUACAGAGCUCACAGCAGUGCUGAUUGGCUGAACUCUGAGCCCACGACAGUGCUGAUUGGCUGAAAGCCUGGUCAGAUUUACAUUUGCUGCCGUACAGACGUGGAUUAUGAGCGAACAGAUCAAACGAGAAUCAACGAUUCUUUAUCAUUACGUCAUUAUUCACGACUUUCUGGCACAAUUCUCUGAUGAUAAUAUUAUUCAGCCAUUGUAUGUGUAUAAGGGGUGGAUUAUGCUAAAACAGAUUGUGAUUGUGUAUCUUUAUCCCCGUUGUGUAGCACUCUAGCUCUUACUGACUCUUAAUAUGAUGAUGAUGAUGAUGAUGAUGAUGAUGAUGAUGAUGAUGAAGAGGAAAUGGUUUUACAAAGGGAUUCACCUGCCAAUUUAGCCAUAGACACGGACAAGCCAUAGCAUUUCCCCAAGCCUCCAAACAAAAUUCAGGAGUGUAGGAUGUAUAUAUUUAUAUAUUUACCCAUGGAAAUAUUGUCGAAUGCACAAGAGAUUUGUUGAUUCUAGAGUGAAGCAUCUCUGAAUAUAGAGUGAUGUUUUGAAUGUUCACAAUAUUAUUAUUAUAAAGAUAUUAUAUUAAAAAAAUAUUAUUAUUGUAAUUAUGAACUUCAUUUUAUGGAGAAUGAUUAAUAAACACAAUGUCUUUCUUUUUGUGAAUAUGGAAAAGUUUACAUUUUUCUGGGGAAAUAUUAUGAAACUUUAAAUAUUUCAACAAAUAAAUAAAUAAAUAUAUACAUGCUUA